UUACCUCCAAUUUAUGCGCAAUCCGGUUCAAUAUCGCGCGAUAGCAAUUAUUCCUCGGGAACGGAAACGAGACAGACACAAUGUCUACGAGAAUAACGGAGAUCUUUAAUUCCUUUCAGGAUUAUCUGAACAACGAACAAGAAAUACGCGAGAAAAUCCGCGUUAUUGUCAAGGGUAUUGAAAAGAGUGCCAGAGACAUUUUAAUGAUAUUACAAAAUAUUCACAAUAUAGUACACGAUGUGGUAGACGAAAAUAUAAUCAUAGCGGUAUAUUGUACAAAUGCAAGAAGAAUAUUUGAGGAUGUAAGGAUACAAUAUGCAAAUCUGGCUGAAGUGAUACCAAGUAAUCAGUAUUAUCGUUAUCACGAUCAAUGGCGUUUUGUUACCCAGAGGUUAUGCUUUCUAGUUGCUCUAGUUGUAUAUUUGGAAGUAAAAGUUUUGGUCACCAAAGACACCGUCGCAGAAAUAUUAGGAGUAAAGGAUAAUAGAGAAGAAGGUUUUCAUCUAGAUCUAGAAGAUUUCUUAUUGGGCCUACUCCAAUUAUCUUCUGAAUUGAGUCGUUUCGCUGUAAACAGUGUUACCAAUGGUGAUUACGAUCGGCCAAUAGAAAUUGCAAGAUUCGUCAAUGAAUUAAAUGCUGGUUUUCGACUAUUGAACUUAAAGAACGAUAUGUUGAGAAAACGUUUUGACGCGCUUAAAUAUGAUGUAAAAAAAAUCGAAGAAGUAGUGUACGACUUAUGUAUUCGUGGUUUAAAACCAUCUCCUCGGCCUAAUGAAGAAGAAACCCCUAUUGUAUAAAUCUUUUUUAUAUCUUUCCGCAA
Cataglyphis hispanica is the source of this 820-nucleotide messenger RNA. RefSeq names its product translin (gene trsn). Gene Ontology annotation, molecular function: RNA binding; sequence-specific DNA binding; single-stranded DNA binding. The transcript is spliced from 5 exons. NCBI's taxonomy places the organism in Eukaryota, Metazoa, Arthropoda, Insecta, Hymenoptera, Formicidae. The record is from RefSeq and is a predicted model, not a curated record. Gene Ontology annotation, cellular component: nucleus; cytoplasm. The coding region runs from base 81 to 797 and encodes 238 amino acids. Gene Ontology annotation, biological process: RNA metabolic process.